Blepharisma stoltei is the source of this 1694-nucleotide messenger RNA. The record is from the annotation of a GenBank genome assembly. Lineage: Eukaryota; Ciliophora; Heterotrichea; Heterotrichida; Blepharismidae.
AUGGAUUCACAAAACGAUCCCCAACCAGUACAAGACAAUAAUAUGAAUACACAUACACACACAAACUUAAACGGAAGCACACACUCGUCAGUUCAAAAUAUUGACAAUGACAUUCGUGUCGCUGUCAUAGGAAACGUUGAUUCAGGGAAAUCUACAUUGGUCGGCGUUCUCACUCGUUGUAUUACAGAUGAUGGUCGUGGAUCUGCUAGAAGCUAUGUAUUUAAUUAUAAACACGAGCUCUCUAAUGGUCGUACUUCGAGUAUUUCGCAUGAAAUUAUGGGAUUUUCUCCAAACGGCUCACAAGUUUCACCUGAGCACUUGACAGAUUCUAAAAACAAAACUUGAAACUAUAUUGUCGAAAAUUCUAGUCAUGUAGUUACGUUUUUAGACUUGUGUGGACACGAAGCAUACUUAAAGACCACAAUUUUUGGGCUUGUAGGGUUGAUGCCUGACUAUGCUAUGAUUGUGAUAGGAGCGAAUAUGGGACUUACAAGAAUGACAAAGGAGCAUAUUGGCCUUGCAUUAGCUUUGAAAAUUCCUAUGUUUUUUGUAUUCACGAAAAUUGACAUUGCCCCAGAAAAUGUUUAUAAAGAAAAUAUUGCUUUGCUGACUAAAGUUAUCACAAAUCCAGCCGCAGGAAGCAGACUUCCUUUGCACAUAGAUGAUAGUACUGAUGUCACUGAUCUUUGCAACAUGAUGGAGGCAAGAGUUUGCCCAAUCUUUACUGUUUCUAAUGUUACUGGACAAGGAAUAGAGAAGUUGAGACAGUUUAUGUUUAGAUUGGAAUCAAGGACAAUGAUAAGUGGAAUUUUUGGAAAAAAUGAUGACCCAGUUGAAUUUCUAAUUGAUGGCGUCUAUAUGGUAACUGGAGUUGGACUUGUUUUAUCUGGGAUUCUGAAGUCUGGCACUGUAAGACUUAACGAUAAUUUGAUGUUGGGUCCUGAUAAAACUGGCCAAUAUAAAAGCAUUACUGUUAGAGGAAUCCACAUUAAAAGGGUUGCAGUUGAUUAUGCAAUUUCUGGGCAGUCAAUUUGUUUGAACAUAAGAUCAAAUAACAAAAAGGAACAAUUAAAGAGAAAUAUCGUGAAAAAAGGCAUGGUAGCAGUUGAUAGAGCAUUAUGUAUGGAAACUGCUUGGGAAUUUGACGCAGAAAUUGUGGUUCUGCAUCAUGCAACUACUAUCCGGCCUAACUAUCAGCCAAUAGUGCAUUGUGGAAUUGUAAGGCAAGCUGCAAAAGUGAUGAGCAUGAAUAAAGAACUUUUAAGAACAGGUGAUACAGCUCUAGUUCAUUUUAGAUUCAUGUUUAGCCCAGAGCUCAUCCAUCCAGGGAUGACAAUCUUAUUUAUUCCCUCUUUUAAAUUAAAAUAUAAUAUGGAUAAAUUUCAUUUCCGAGUAAUUUUCAAAAUGAAAAUUUUAUGGUGCAAAUAAUAAUUUCUAAAAAUAUUAGAUUUUGCAUACUUAAAUGAGAAAGUCCAAAGUUGGCAUUAUGAAUCGAUUGAUUUUAUAAAUGAAUUUCUUCAUAAAAAUAUACUCAAUUUAUAUAUUUUUAUUUUUAAUAAAAUUUAUAGUAUAUUUUUUAUAAAAAAUAGCCGCUAAUUGGAAAAGAAUUUUUGGCUCCAAUUUAAAGGGGAUUUAGAGAAGGCAGAACCAAAGGACUUGGUGUCAUUUCACAAGUUUAUUCUAUGAGUAACUAA